AUGAAUGAAUUGUCAAAGUUUAGUCAUCUUUAUAACAUGGUUCAUAUUGAUGAAAAAUGGUUUUUCAUGAACAAAAUCACACAAAGAUUCUACUUGUUAUCAGAAGAAGAGGACCCAUAUAGAGCAUGCCAAUCAAAAGCAUCCAUUACAAAAGUUAUGUUCUUAACUAUCAUAGCAAGACCAAGGUUAGGGCCAACAGGGGACAUAAUAUGGGAUGGGAAGUUUGGUAUCUUCCCCUUCAUAGAUGAGGUUGCAGCACAAAGGUGGUCAGCUAACAGACCAGCAGGUACAAUUGAGAAGAAGGCAAAGCAAAGUAUUACAAAGGAAACCAUAAGAGAAAUGAUAAUCAACAAGCUUCUGCCAGCAAUUAGAGCAAAAUGGCUAGAGAAUGGGUGCAAACAGAUAUGGAUUCAGCAGGACAAUGCUAGACCCCAUAUCCAACCUAAUGAUGCUGAGUUUUUGGAAGCAUCUAGACAAGGUGGUUUUGAAAUUAACAUAAUCUGCCUACCAGCCCAGUCACCUGACCUUAAUGUACUCGAUUUGGGUUUUUUUAAAGCCAUUCAAUCAAUUCAACAUUAG
Beta vulgaris subsp. vulgaris (sugar beet) is the source of this 579-nucleotide messenger RNA. RefSeq lists its product as uncharacterized. The coding region runs from base 1 to 579 and encodes 192 amino acids. The transcript has a single exon. The record is from RefSeq and is a predicted model, not a curated record. NCBI's taxonomy places the organism in Eukaryota, Viridiplantae, Streptophyta, Magnoliopsida, Caryophyllales, Amaranthaceae. Gene Ontology annotation, molecular function: nucleic acid binding.